Lachnellula hyalina is the source of this 855-nucleotide messenger RNA. RefSeq lists its product as uncharacterized. The transcript has 2 exons. Lineage: Eukaryota; Fungi; Ascomycota; Leotiomycetes; Helotiales; Lachnaceae. The record is from RefSeq and is a predicted model, not a curated record. Gene Ontology annotation, biological process: regulation of Ras protein signal transduction; regulation of proteolysis. The coding region runs from base 1 to 855 and encodes 284 amino acids. Gene Ontology annotation, molecular function: peptidase inhibitor activity; phospholipid binding.
AUGCGAUCUUCUCCUUGCGUUGUUCUUGCGCUCGCAGGCGUCGCAACUGCGUUCACUCCGCCUGGAUUCCAACCAGCAUCUACGAACAACCUCACAGUGGCAUUUGGCAACACAUUGGCCAUCAAUGGCGUCAAUCUCCCCAAAGCAGAAACCCAAACAGCACCCACAAUCGGAACAUCGCAGCCAUUAGUCGGAAGCUACACACUGAUGAUGGUUGAUCCCGAUAUCCCACCCCAGAUCGUAGGCGGUGCUACCAGCGAACUCCUCCAUUGGUUGCAGCCUGGUCUCGUGUCCGCAAACACUAGCACGACAAUUGGCGGCAUCAAAGUCUAUGAGUUGAUAAACCCUACGAAUGUCUCUGCGAUUGCGACGUAUCUUGGUCCUUCGCCUCCGAACAAGAGCCCUACCACACACCGCUACACGCAGCUGUUACUCAACACAACGGGGAACGGCACCGCGCUGGCGGCAUUGACCAAAUCGGGGGCGACGAGGACUAAUUUCAGCGCUGUGGAUGUAGUGAAGAACGCUGGCUUGACCGUGUUGUUUGGGAAUUACUUCAACGUCAGCGCUGAUACGAAUACUACUGUUUCGGGGUCGGGAAAUGGGACGAGUGCGAGCAGUAGGGCAACAAGCACUGGGAGUGGAGGGAAAGCGACUGGAAGUGCUAGUGCUAUUACGACGACGAGAUUGACGACUGUUCCAGGGUCGACGGCCACGGCUGCUGCGGGAGCGUCAGCCGAGGGGAACAGUACUGGGGCGGCGAAGAGUACGGCUGGUGUUGGAGUAAAAGGGACAGGGAGCGGGGCUAUUUUGGCAGGUCUAGGGGCUAUGGCUGCUGCUGUUAUUCUCCUGUAG